This is a messenger RNA of Gossypium arboreum, 1285 nucleotides long. Its product is annotated as probable protein disulfide-isomerase A6. Gene Ontology annotation, molecular function: protein disulfide isomerase activity. Gene Ontology annotation, biological process: protein folding. The record is from RefSeq and is a predicted model, not a curated record. NCBI's taxonomy places the organism in Eukaryota, Viridiplantae, Streptophyta, Magnoliopsida, Malvales, Malvaceae. Gene Ontology annotation, cellular component: endoplasmic reticulum.
AAAUAAAGAUAGUUUACUAUAACGAAAUGGUAUCGUAAUUGUCGAUAGAAAAUAGUACGUAAGAUCGAAAACUAGAAACAAAGGAUAAACAAGAAAUGGAGAUGUUGUUAGCGUUCGGAACCUUGGGUUUGUUAUUCGCUUCAUCAGCCUUGGCCGACGACGUCCUCGUUCUAACCCAACAAAACUUCGACAAAGAAGUUGGUCACGACCGAGGAGCUCUCGUCGAGUUCUAUGCCCCUUGGUGUGGUCACUGUAAGAAGCUAGCUCCUGAGUUUGAGAAGCUUGGGGCUAAUUUCAAGAGGGCUAAGUCCGUCUUGAUUGGAAAGGUGGACUGUGAUGAGCAUAAGAGUGUAUGCACCAAGUAUGAUGUUCAAGGCUACCCAACCAUCCAGUGGUUUCCUAAAGGCUCUUUGGAACCUAAAAAGUAUGUAGGACCACGCACUGCAGAGUCCCUUGCUGAGUUCGUAAACAGUGAAGGAGGGACCAAUGUGAAGAUUGCCAAUUUGCCAUCCAGUGUUGUGGUGCUAAAUGAUGAUAAUUUUAAUGAGAUUGUCCUUGAUGAGACCAAAGAUGUGCUGGUUGAGUUUUAUGCACCUUGGUGUGGUCAUUGCAAAAGCCUCACUCCUAUUUAUGAGAAAUUAGCUACAGCGUUUAAAUUGGAAGAAGAUGUAGUGAUAGCCAAUCUAGAUGUUGACAAAUACACAGAUGUAGCUGAAAACUAUGGAGUAAGUGGAUAUCCAACAUUACAAUUUUUCCCAAAGGGCAAUAAAGCUGGAGAAGACUACCAUGGUGAAAGGGAAUUGGAUGACGUUGUUAGUUUCAUCAAUGAGAAGUGUGGCACCAGUCGUGAUACAAAAGGGCAGCUAACUUCAAAGGCUGGUAUUUUGCCAAGCUUGGACACAUUAGUGAAGGAAUUUGUGUCUGCUAGCAAUGACGACAAGAAAACAGUCUUGUCUAAGCUUGAACAGGAAGUUGAGAAGCUCAAGGAUUCCACUGCCAGGUAUGGAAAGAUCUACUUGAAAGCUGCUAAAAGCUGUUUGGAAAAAGGUGCUGAUUAUCCCAAGGAAAUUGAACGGCUGGAACGCAUUCUUGACAAGUCAAUAAGCCAAGCAAAAACUGAUGAAUUCACGCUGAAGAGGAAUAUCUUAUCAACGUUUACCUGAACUUCUUACCUCUCUGAAUUUCCAUUCAUUUUUUUAACGUUUUAAAUUAAAAAUAACUCCCUUUUGUCAAUCCUAAGCAGAAUUAUGUGUCAAAGUUUGCCUGAACUUCUUACAUCACUGAA